Messenger RNA from Chelmon rostratus (copperband butterflyfish), 4596 nucleotides. It is a transcript of the gene eif4enif1, whose product is annotated as eukaryotic translation initiation factor 4E nuclear import factor 1. Gene Ontology annotation, molecular function: mRNA binding. The record is from RefSeq and is a predicted model, not a curated record. Gene Ontology annotation, biological process: negative regulation of translation. NCBI's taxonomy places the organism in Eukaryota, Metazoa, Chordata, Actinopteri, Chaetodontiformes, Chaetodontidae. Gene Ontology annotation, cellular component: nucleus; cytoplasm. Bases 369 to 3233 code for a protein of 954 amino acids. The transcript is spliced from 19 exons.
GAAAAUUGCUGCUACGACUUAGAAAACAGAGAAAGACCAGACAAUUAACUGAGAUUACACAGUCUCCGUGUGAAUUAAUUUGUUAUUUGGACCUGUGUUGUUGUGUUUAGUUACCCCAGAACACUGUGCUUUUGCUGAAAUCACUGCUACAACUCAGCCGGCUUUAGAUUUGGUACUUGCUGGGUGGGCAUUAUCCCCAUUCCCCAGCUAGUUAGCUAGCUAGCUAAAAGUGCUAGGUUUGCUAGCUAGCUAACUAACGUGAACUGCCGCUGCUUGACCGUUAGCAUCCAGUAUUCCACGCAGCAUUCAAGCUGAGAACAGAGUCAUUGUUGGGCUGGAAGCUGUUUGCUCUGCGUCUGAAAUCAGUCAUGGAGAACGAUGCUGAGGACAAUGUUAAACAACAGCCAGCAGCCACAGCUCCUUUCAGAUACACCAAGGAGGAGCUUCUGGAAAUAAAAGAACUGCCAGUCUCCAAUGAAAGACCAGAGUGUCUGUCUGAGAAAUAUGACAGUGAUGGUGUCUGGGACCCUGAGAAGUGGCAUGCUUCACUGUAUCCCGCUUCAGAGCGUAGCUCUCCAGUGGAAGGUUUUAAGAAGGACUAUGUUGAUGAGAGAGUUCCUUUGAAACGAAGAAUCCCAGAUCCUCGUGAGCGGUUAAAGGAGGAUGAUCUGGAUGUCAUACUGAGCCCGCAGCGACGCAGCUUUGGAGGUGGAUGUCAAGGCAACGCUGCACUUGCACCUCAUGCCCGCAGGCCAAUCAGCCCCCUGGAAAAUAAGGAGAAUGAGAGUCUCCGUCUAGGAGCCGCACGCAGAAUCGGCAGUGGCCGCAUAAUUGCUGCCCGAGCCUUUGAGAGAGAAGCUCGUGCAGAGAAAGAGAGGGAACGUGAGAGGGACUUUAAGGAUAAAAGAUUCAGGAGAGAUUUUGGUGACAAACGUGUGUUUAGUGAAAGGAGAAGGAAUGACUCUUAUGCAGAGGAGGAGCCAGAGUGGUUCUCUGGGGGUCCCACCAGCCAGUCUGAGACAAUUGAGCUCAUCGGAUUUGACGACAAAAUCCUGGAAGAUGAUAAACGCAAGUCCAAGCGGUCAAGAAAGCGGGCAGAGUCUUUAAAAGAAGCAGUGGAAUGUAACGGUGGACAGGCCGGAGAGCAAGAUGUGAUUUUGCAGUCCUCUGCUGAUCAGGAGGUUCCCCACCCUGAUGUUCUGCCUGAACAAUCAGCUGGAGACUUUGACUUCAAUGAAUUCUUCAAUCUGGAGAAGACCAUGCCAGGACUGGCCUCUAUGAUAGAGGACGUUUUGGGGGAGGGCCCUGUAUCGGCUAGUCGCUUCAGUCAGUGGUUCUCCAGUAACAUGAGCCCCUCAGGCAGCCGGUCCAGCAGUCUGAGGUCCACUCCUCACGAGGAACUGGAAAAACUUGCAGGGCUUGAGCCCCGUUGCACGUCCCCUGGUCACCACGGCCCUGCCCCAUACUUCACACCUAUUCAGUCAUCUGAGUGUAAGGAGAAGGUGGACAUCCUGGAGCUGCUGCACAAGGCCAAAAUAGACCUGAAGCCUCUUCUUUCCACCCUGUCAGUCAACAAGGCUCGGCUACGGGAAAGCACUAACUGUGGAGCUGUUCUCUCGCUGGAGGAAGUGGAGGGAGAGAUGAAGGGGAUGAAGCUGGGCUCAGAACCACAGGUGCGAAAGGUGCCACCUCCACAGAGGGGAAAUGGCACGCCCUUCAUGGCUGAACAUUUAGAGGAGGCUUUAACUGGUGGCACCAGCACCCGUCCACACUCACGUGACUCCGACAUGUCGGCCUUUAAUAAACUGGUCAGCAGCAUGAAGGCAAGUGGAACUCUGCCAACUCACCCUAAAACCAACACAAACAAUCAGCCUUCAGACCCAGCAGUGGUGACAAUGUCUGAAGCUCCAGUGCCUGCUCAGCAGCAGAAAAACAUAUUUCAGGAGCUCUUGGGAGGUCCUGCUCGUAGUGGCUCCCCUUCAAUACUUGGCAAUCUGUUGGGCAACUCUGAGGGCCCAACGACCUCGGCCCCUCUACAUGGCCUACUACAUAAGGGCCCGUCACCCCCUCUCUUUCCACAGAGGGCACCCUCACCUGACUACUUUAACAGUCGGUUGCAACCUUCAGCAGGUUUUCCUGUUGGUCCUCAGCCUAUGCUGCCAGAACAGUUUGCUGAUGUACACAGGUCUAUCAGCCCUGGCUCUGCUGCACAGCAACAGAUGAGGGCGCUGUCCAUGCCCGUGAAUCAGGCAGACCUUGAAGCUCUGGCAUUCCAACAGGAUCUUGCGCUUCAUGCCCACCACUCGUUCCAGUCUGGCUACAAGCAACCACAGGAUAAAUCUUUUCGAAAUAGACUGCAGCGUGCAAAUCGCUCCCCUGGUCCAGGCCCUCAGCCCGCUGGAAGAAACUCUCCAGCCAAUGCUGUCACCAGCAUGUUGUCCCCGUCAUUUACACCCACAUCUGUGAUCCGCAAAAUGUAUGCGACAAAAGACAAAAUUAGAGAUGAGCCAUCAAGUCGUUCGGAGACCAAGGAAGAGGCAGCAACGCACUGUCAAGAUGACAGCGGCUCCCCAAAUCUAUACCUGGAAGUGAUGGAUGGGAAUGCUGCCCAGUCUGGGGGAGGAAAGGCUGGCUCGCAGACCUUGUCAAACAAGGACCAGGAGCGCCUCAGGCCUGGCUCCGCUGGACACCAUACGUCCACCAUGGCACCUCCAGGACACUCCUCAUCUUUCCCUCGCCCCAUCUAUCCGGUACCGCUGCUAUCCCAUGUACCUAUGGUGCGCCCUCCUCCCCAGCUCCACCCAAAUGUGGUUCAGCGAAUGCUGGCGCAGGGUAUCCAACCCCAGCAACUUGGACCUGCUCUUGUGCAAGCAGGUAUAUUUCCUCCACAUGUUGACCUUGCACAACUUCAAGGCUUGCCUCCUGCCCUGCUUGGACAACCGCUGUACCCCUUAAGUGCAUCAGGGCAUCCACUUCUACCUCCCAGAGCCAAUACUCAGAUGCAGUUAGCAGUAAUGCAGCAGCAACUUCAGCAACAGAGACCAAUACAUCCAAGUGUCCCAGGCCCUCAGUCACAGAGCCAAGGCCCUCACCGGACAAACGGCUCCCAGCGACAUGGGGGCAGCUCCCCUCUAGGCCUUGCCAAGUGGUUCGGAUCAGACGUGCUAGAACAGCCACUCCCCUCCAUGCCGGCAAAGGUCAUAAGUGUGGAUGAGCUGGAGUUCCGGCCAUGAGAAAAUAAACACUGUACUGGAUAGCAAGAUUUUUUUUGUUUUUGUCUUUUUGCCCAUCUCCACCUCCUCCUACCAUAAAAAUGUGAACUUUAAUUUGAAAGAGCACAGACCUGGACAGUCUAACCCUGCCAUGCUUUGUCUUCAACCGUGAAGUCACUGCUUUUGAAGUGGCUUGUCAGCAGAAAUAGAAGGACGAGCGAUGGCGAGGAGUUUUGCCGACUGAGUGAAUUUUUUUCCUUUUUUUUUUUAUUUGUAUUUGGCUCUACGCAGUAAAUAAUGUAUAGGCCCAAUUGUACAGACCAUGGGAAAGAAUCUUAUUCUCCCUGUAUAUAGCUAUUUUUUCCUUUUCUUGGUAUGGGGGAAGGUGAAACUAUCCUGCAGUUCAACUGAAAACUGUGAGACAAAGUCACCAAGAGCUGGUAGCAUUCCUUUGUCUUGUUCAACUUUAAUUCCCCCCCUGAAGUUCACAGAUAAAGGGCUACUGCUAGUGAGAAAUGUUGGAUUGAUGGGUAACUUAAGUGUAUACUUUACCCUUCCUUUGUGGCAUGGCUAGUGGCCCUUUUCUGUCCAUGUGACUGGCUGGUGCAUUUCAAGACAACUCCAGGGGAUGCAGCUAGCGCUGGUUGUGCCUUUUUUGUUUGUUUGUUUUCCUUUCUUUUAAACUGUAUCCUCUCCCAUCCAACCUGUCACUAGGGGGGUGCAGCACUGCUCACGUUGUCAUUUUUUUUUGAGGGUGGUUGGGAUUCAGUUUAUGUGCUAUAAGUUAUAAAAAGCACAAAUAGAAUUAAUAAAUAAAAUCUUCAGUAAAACAGUUUGCUUAAUUGUUUUAAAUGGAUUUGUAUUUGUUGUUCAUGUACUGAAUGUAUACUCAGACCACUGAGUGUAAAUCUGAACAGAGUAGUCUAUUGUCUGCUCUAUGUUGGCUGUACUUGUCAGGAGAAAUACUAAAGGUUGUCUUGCAGGUCCUCUUAAUCUCAUCCAAACUAUUUGUUGGAAUACAACCACUAAUUGCAUUUAUGUAAGGAUACUAAGCAGUCAUGGUUGGCUGCUUGAGCAACUUAAUUGGAUAACUUUUUUUUAGUACAAGUCUACAAUCCAGUUUGGAGCUAGACCGAUUAAUUGGCCAGGAUGAUAGGCAUCUGCAGACAUUAGCUUAUUGCAGAUACCACAGCAUUGGCGACUAUGUGUGGGACAGUAAUUGAAAAGUGUCAGUGCAGAAAUGUCAUGCCUGAGGUAUUUUAAGAAGUAUUGUCCAUUAUUUACAACUUUUAAUUGCACAACUUGGUCACAAUUAAGUAAUUACAUAUAAUAUAUCCUUGUUUUUAAAAACAUCUGAUAUAAAAACAGUAUUGAUCAGACUCUA